Oryza brachyantha (malo sina) is the source of this 1117-nucleotide messenger RNA. Its product is annotated as actin-depolymerizing factor 1. The record is from RefSeq and is a predicted model, not a curated record. Gene Ontology annotation, cellular component: actin cytoskeleton; cytoplasm. Gene Ontology annotation, biological process: actin filament depolymerization. Gene Ontology annotation, molecular function: actin filament binding. NCBI's taxonomy places the organism in Eukaryota, Viridiplantae, Streptophyta, Magnoliopsida, Poales, Poaceae.
AUGGGUGGUGGUGCGCAUGUUGGUUGCACCCAGCGCCUAUGGUUCCCACACACGAAGGAGGGGACGUGCUUGGUCAAAACCCCCUCUCCGAACGUGGUGGCAUCAUGCAAGCCUCCAUCUCCAUCGCCAACCCUUCCCCCCCCCCCCCCCCCCCCCCCCCCCCCCCUAUAUUUUGCCUCCCCCUUCCUCUCUUUCAGGCCUUCAAAUCUUGCUCCUGCUUCGCGUUUUCGCACAUUCCCUCCUCCCCCCUCUCCCCUUCCUCCUUGCAGGGCCUCUCCGUCUCUCACCGUCGCAAGGAAGGAACACGAGGAAGGAAGAGGAAAAGAGAAAAAAAGAAGAUCAUCAACCAUGUCGAAUUCGGCGUCGGGGAUGGCCGUGUGCGACGAGUGCAAGCUCAAGUUCCAGGACCUCAAGGCGAAAAGGAGCUUCCGCUUCAUCGUGUUCAAGAUCAACGAGAAGGUGCAGCAGGUGGUGGUGGACAGGUUGGGGCAGCCAGGAGAGAGCUACGAUGAUUUCAGCGCCUGCUUGCCCGCGGAUGAGUGCCGCUACGCCGUGUUUGAUUUUGACUUCGUCACUGAUGAGAACUGCCAGAAGAGCAAGAUAUUCUUCAUCUCCUGGUCUCCGGAUACAUCAAGGGUGAGGAGCAAGAUGCUGUAUGCUAGCUCCAAGGAUCGGUUCAAGAGGGAGCUGGACGGCAUCCAGGUGGAGCUGCAGGCUACCGAUCCCAGCGAGAUGAGCAUGGACAUCAUAAAGUCGCGAGCCCUCUGAGAACACGCAGGCCCGGCUACUGCAAAUCCCCCCCUGGAGCGAAAGGGCGUUAAUUUGCAACAGCUCCUCGAUCUGCCCUACAAUUCCUUCCGUUGGCGAUGGCCAUCCCGUUUUCUUGUCAUUCGAUCUUUCCCUGGAAGCAAAAUGUGUUGCAUUCUUGUAUGAGACUGUAUGCCGUUUUUCCUCUUUCCCGCCGCCGUUCGUUGGUGCCAUAGCCCUGUUACUGCUUGUAAACUAGAACAUGCUUUCCGUUUUGAGACUUGGAUGCUUUUUUUAUCAUGAGUCCUUCCAUGCUGGUAUAUAUGCUAAAUCAGUAAAGGCUGUGGCGUCAUGUGGUGCCAGCUGUGAA